AUGAACUACUCCUCAACGCAAGUUCUCGCGGACGAGAGCGGCCUGCUCUUACCCAAGGCCAACGCGCAUCCCAAGCGCCGCGGCGUCGCCGCCGCGCUGGUCGCGCUGUGCUUCGCGAGCGGCGUCGCGUACGCGUCGACGAGGUCUUCCCAGGCCGCAAUGGAACUCGACAUUGGAUCCGACGUGUGCAGCGCGGACAACUGCUACGAGCUCGCAAUGUGCUACAACAAUAUAAGGGAACUUGAAAACAUCAUAAGGGAACUUGAAAAUUCAAGGUCCGCGGCGGUGCCGACGAGCUUCGUUUGGCAGGUGAUGACGGACGAAGACGACGAACGCGCCAAUUCGGUCUCCGACAUCAACGAACGCAUCCGCGAGGCGAUCGGAUAUACCCAGUCGUGCUGCAUGGAGAGAGGCACGCAAUCCAUUUUUCCCUCGUGGCUCACUACGGUCCCUAACUACUGGUGCGUACGGGAUUGGGGUAACUGCAUCAACGAAGUGGAUGGCGAAUGCCAAAAUCCCUACGAGGCCGACGACGAUGAGUGGAAUCCCCCUCGCCCGGGUACCUACCCGGUCACGACAAUCCUGAAAUCGAACCUCGAACCGGCGCUCACCUGGUGUGGCUGCGCCACGACAAGCUCGGCGAACCCUGGCAUGCAGACGGUGGGUUUCAGUGGCCGCUGCAGCCGGGGCGCCGGCGAUUACUACACGAAGUACACGGACAUCGCGACCGCAGUCUGCGACCGCGCCUGA
Pelagomonas calceolata is the source of this 750-nucleotide messenger RNA. NCBI's taxonomy places the organism in Eukaryota, Pelagophyceae, Pelagomonadales, Pelagomonadaceae. The record is from the annotation of a GenBank genome assembly.